This is a messenger RNA of Scophthalmus maximus (turbot), 819 nucleotides long. It is a transcript of the gene znhit3, whose product is annotated as zinc finger, HIT-type containing 3. NCBI's taxonomy places the organism in Eukaryota, Metazoa, Chordata, Actinopteri, Pleuronectiformes, Scophthalmidae. Gene Ontology annotation, cellular component: pre-snoRNP complex; nucleus. The transcript is spliced from 5 exons. Gene Ontology annotation, biological process: box C/D snoRNP assembly; maturation of LSU-rRNA from tricistronic rRNA transcript (SSU-rRNA, 5.8S rRNA, LSU-rRNA); snoRNA localization. Bases 109 to 555 code for a protein of 148 amino acids. Gene Ontology annotation, molecular function: protein binding. The record is from RefSeq and is a predicted model, not a curated record.
AAGCAACUUCCACCUAUUUCCGGGUACUCGUGCUAUUUGACCAUCAGCUAGCGGUAUCGUAUCAAACUGACAAAACACACAUCAGUUUUUCGUGUUAUACCCACCAGGAUGCAGAUUUGCAGCGUGUGCAGCGAACAUUUGCCAAAAUACAGAUGUCCAGUCUGCAAAAUAAGAUAUUGUUCCCUUGGCUGUUACAAGCGACAUAAAGACACUUGCCUCCCUGUUGUGCAGCCCCCACCCGCUGUUCCUGAAGUGAAGGACGCUUUGGACACCGAGCCUUGGUCAGUGGAGGAUCUUCUGCAUGAGGAUGACGUCAUUGACAAAGUGCCUCUGCAGAGGCUCCAGCUGUUAGGUCAGUCAAAAGAGCUGAGAGAUCUCCUCUGCAACCCUCACCUGAGACGGUUACUGAGCUCUGUGGACAGUGCAGACUGCAAAGACGACGUGAUGAAGGCUGCGAUGCAGGAGCCUCUGUUUGCUGAGUUCUCAGACCUGUGUUUGAAAGUUGUAGAAAAUGAAGCGAAAUCAUUUACGCCUAACGAAGCUGGUGAUUUCUAAAAAAAAAAAAACUGUCCAGAUUUCUUUACUUUACGGAUCGUUUUGUGAUGAUUAUUUUUGCAGGAGGAAAAGUAAUUUUUUAUUUUUAUAUAAACCUUUUUGAUUGGCCACUACAUGUGGUAUAUCUGCUGUCAUGCCUUGUCAUGUUACACUAUGUACAGCAUAUAGUGUUUUAAUAAAUCUUCAAACAAUUAAAAAAAUGACUGAUUCAACACUUACGGAUUUACAGUUUAAAUAAUAAAUAAAAUGUAAUAUUUUAUAACA